AUGUCACCUAAGACCCAAGAGCCCGUUAUCAACAAAGUCUCCGAGUUGCCCAUUGACCAGGCAAAAUGGGUGACUCUCAAGAGAGUUGACUACGUCGACCAGGUCGGCAAGCAACGGACGUGGGAGGUAGCUACACGGAAGACGCGGGGUAAGGCUGGUGUCGAUGCGGUGGCGAUGGGGAAUAUUCUCCUACACCCGUCCCGCCCGGCUUCGACAAUGCUUGUUAUUCAGUAUCGGCCACCGCUUGACUCAUACACGGUUGAGUGGCCUGCUGGGCUCAUCGACGCCGAGGAGACGGCUGAGCAGGCGGCGGUGCGCGAAUUUAAGGAGGAGACCGGAUACGAUUGUCGCGUACUGAACAUCAGCCCCAUACAGGCAGCAGACCCAGGUAUGAGUGACGCGAAUAUGCAGAUGGCUAUGGUCGAGGUGCAGCUGAAGGAAGAUGAUGAGGAGCCGGAGCAGCGAUUAGAGGAUGGAGAGCACAUAGAACGCGUGGUUGUGCCCCUAAGCGAAUUGUAUGAUCGGUUGGUUGAGUAUUCUAAAGCUGAGCGAACUAUCGUUGCGGCCAAGUUAUUCCAUUUUGCUGCUGGCAUGCAUUUCGCACAGACACAAAACUUCAUACAAGCAGAGCCGAUUGCUGCCAUGCAUUCAUGGUCAUGGCCCUCACUUCUCAUGUCGUCCGGCAUACCAGCGGUUUUUGCGCAGAGCAUCGACUUGGGGUGGUAUCCUCCAAGAAACACCUCCAUUAAUAACCUGACAGCCGUUCUCACGAGCCAAGGUGUAUAUGGUUUUAUCUUUAAUUCUUCGGAAACUCCAGAUACUGAAUAUGGAACAUACAAUUGGUGCAAUAUGCCUCAUGUUCGAAAAUCAGAAUAUGUUAAACCGGCAACCGAGUACGAGCUGAAAUAUGUUGAAGUGAUCCAAAGACAUCAUAAGCGCACGCCCUAUGCGAGCAACGCAUUUCCGAUCGAAUCUUAUAAUUGGGACUGUGACGACGAAGGCCUAUAUUAUUUUGGGCGCCCCUUCGGUAGCGGUAGCGGAAGUGGCGACGGCAAUGGUAACGGUGGGAAACAACCCGCAGACGGCUUUUGGAAGGGAUACAUCUCCCCGGUAAAUCCCUACACACCUUCUGGUUGGAUCGGAACUUGCCAGUUUCCUCAAAUCACUUCUGCUGGGCUGGACGACUCUUGGAUCCACGGACAAGACCUUUAUGAGGUUUACCACGACUUGCUUGGAUUUUUACCUAGCAGAGACAAGGAUUGGCGAGCCCAGGUAGCGUAUCGCGUUACCCAAAACGUGAUCACGAGCCAGGUUGCAGGCAUGUUGAUCAAUGGCAUGUGGAGGACAACCGAGUCUGUACCCCUCAUGAUCCAGGCUGCCGGAGUGGAUAGUCUCGAGCCACAGUAUAGUUGCAAUGUAGGCAGUGACCUGUUCAACACCAUCAAGUCCUCCUCCAACGUUGCCUGGCAAGAUCAUCUAGAGGCCGCUGCAAGUUUAUUCAGCACGCUAGACAAUAUAUCUGGCCUGUCUCCGAGUGAUUCUGGCUUCCAUGUCAGUUUUGAUCACUAUUUCGACAACCUUUCGGCGCGGCAAUGCCACGCGAAACCAUUGCCAUGCAAAUUAGAAAACGGUGUCAAUUCAACGACAUGUGUAGAUCAGGUAACAGCCGACGCUGUGUAUCGCAUGGGGCAGUGGGAAUAUUCCCAGAUAUACCGCGAUGCUCCUACUUCGCUCGCUGCAUCUUCUACUUCCUAUGGUGUUUGGAUUGCCGAGCUCAGUGAACACCUGCGAAAUGUGAUCUCUAAUAAGGAGGGGCCUAUCUAUUUUCACAAUAUUGCACAUGAUGGAUCUUUGAGUCGACUGUUGGGUAUAUUACAAAUCGACAUUAUGGUGUGGCCUGGGAUGGGUAGUGAGGUGAUAUUUGAGAUAUACAAACACAACGGAAAUACGACCGCAUCUUCCGGCCCGGGUAUAACGCGUCACGACAAGGCCAGUAAAACUCAAGCGAAGAGAAGAAGCGACGGUGAGUACUUCGUAAGGGUCUUAUUUGGUGGUAAGCCGCUCAAGUCUUCAAGUCCUAGCCUUGGUAUACUCGAUAUGGUGCCUGCAGAGACCUUACUCGUGUAUUUCGAUGGCUUGGUGGGUAAAAAUGCUAGCUUAGUCGUUGGUAAUUGUAACGGGACAAUAUCUGUGUAA
Molecule: messenger RNA, 2196 nt
Organism: Hypoxylon trugodes
Lineage: Eukaryota; Fungi; Ascomycota; Sordariomycetes; Xylariales; Hypoxylaceae
Product: histidine phosphatase superfamily
Exons: 4
Coding region: 1-2196 (731 amino acids)
Biological process (GO): dephosphorylation
Molecular function (GO): phosphatase activity
Source: RefSeq, a predicted model, not a curated record